Armigeres subalbatus is the source of this 6291-nucleotide messenger RNA. It is a transcript of the gene Pka-R2, whose product is annotated as cAMP-dependent protein kinase type II regulatory subunit. Gene Ontology annotation, biological process: negative regulation of cAMP-dependent protein kinase activity. NCBI's taxonomy places the organism in Eukaryota, Metazoa, Arthropoda, Insecta, Diptera, Culicidae. Bases 754 to 1890 code for a protein of 378 amino acids. The transcript has 9 exons. The record is from RefSeq and is a predicted model, not a curated record. Gene Ontology annotation, molecular function: cAMP binding; protein kinase A catalytic subunit binding; cAMP-dependent protein kinase inhibitor activity. Gene Ontology annotation, cellular component: cAMP-dependent protein kinase complex.
CGCAGUGUUUCUCGUGCGCUCGACUCGUGUGUGAGACGUUUGGUGGAAAUCCUCACAGGUGGUGAAGUAUCGUCCUGUCGGCCGUCGUGUCUAAUUGAUUUUUCGCUUGAACUUUGAUAGGUUUUGCUACCGGCAGCAGUUUCGACCGCUUCUCAGACAUCUUUGUGAACAAAAGAAGAAAACGUGCAUCGAUCGCGAUUGAUCGAAAAAGGCCAGAGCCACUUCAAGCGGCAGAACCAGUUUGGGAAAAAAGUGUUUGUUCAUCUCGUCGUCGUCGUCGCACAGUAGCCGUGUAGCACCCAGCGGCAACGAAAAUCUCGAUAAAGUGAGAAAGUGCGAGGAAGGAAAAAAUAAAGAAAAAGUGGUUUUGUUGGUGCGUGCAGCGGGUUCGGUGAAUGUGAGUACGAAGAAAAGGCAGAAAAGGGGAUCUAGCGCAAGAAAAGUGCAUCUCGAGUGAGUGAAAGGUGAAAGAGGAAUAAGAAGAAGCCAAAGCAAGGUGAAAAACCUGUCCGACGUCGGUUCGUUCAUUCGGUGGCUUGUUUGUCAUCCUCUCAUCGCCCUCCGCCUGCGCCUGCCCUGCUUCGUCACAUUCGUGUUGAUCCGCGAGAUCCCAUCAAAUCGUUCACGCGGUGUCGUCGCUGCCGAUAAGCGAGCGGGUCUAGUGUUUGUGUGUGUGCGUGAAUUUCUGCUGAAAGGAAAAGCCUACUGAGAACGUGACAAGUUUGAAAAUAAGAUUGUGACGCACAACCCACCAUGUCGAGCCAACAGAAGCAUCGAAUCCCGGUCCCGGACGGAUUGCGUGAUGUGCUGCUGGAGUUCUCGAUAGCAUACCUGCUAGAACAGCCGGGCGAUGUGAUCGACUACGCGGUGGAGUUUUUCUCCAAAUUACAGGAAAACCGAAAAACCACCAUGAUCACAGCGGCCGAACCCAGCUCACCGGACGAGAGCAUCAUGUCACACGAAGAAGAGCCCCUAGUGAAUCGGUACGCCUCCCGCAGGAAAUCUGUGUUCGCGGAGACGUACGACCCGGAGAACGAUGACGAUGACGAUGGAGCCCGGGCGAUAUUUCCCAAAACGGACGAACAGCGUUCACGGUUGUGCGAUUCAGUCAAAAACAUUCUUCUGUUCCGGUCGCUGGAUAAGGAACAGAUGAACGAAGUGCUGGACGCCAUGUUCGAGAAAAAAGUCAAAGCAAAAGAUUAUAUUAUAAAGCAAGGAGAUGACGGAGACAACUUCUACGUUAUCGAAUCAGGAAUUUACAAAGCUUACGUAGGAGAAGAUCAAAAACAUAUACACACGUACGAUAAUAGCGGUAGUUUCGGAGAACUAGCUCUUUUAUACAACAUGCCAAGAGCUGCCACCAUCCAAGCAGAAACGGACGGUCAACUGUGGGCGAUGGACCGUCAAACGUUCCGAAGGAUUUUGCUCAAGUCUGCGUUCAGAAAACGGAAAAUGUACGAAGCACUACUGGAUGCGGUCCCUAUGCUGAAAACGUUACAGAGUUACGAACGCAUGAACCUGGCCGAUGCUCUUAUACCCAAGACGUUUGCGAAGGGAGAACGAAUCAUCAAGCAAGGGGAUGCCGCCGAUGGCAUGUACUUCAUCGAGGACGGUAAAGUUUCGAUUCGCAUUCAGCAGGACGCCGGUGAGGUAGAGAUCUCGAACCUAGAGAAGGGACAAUACUUUGGCGAGUUGGCACUGGUCACCCAUCGGCCACGUGCCGCUUCGGCGUACGCCGCCGACAACGUCAAAGUGGCAUUUUUGGACGUGGACGCAUUCGAACGGCUGCUCGGACCCUGCAUGGACCUCAUGAAGCGCAACAUCGGCGACUACGAGUCACAGCUGGUGAAAAUUUUCGGCAGCAAGAAUAACAUCAGCGACAUCCGAUAAGCAGGUGGUUACUGUGUAGUAACCACCGAGAAUGCAGCGUCUUCGAUCGUCACCGCCCGCCACGUUGUACCGUGAGUACUCAAACAAGUUCACGUUUCAAUUUGUUUCGAAAUUCGAAGGAGGUUUCGGGAACGCCUCUGACUGUGGUGCAAUUUCUUUCUGGAGUUCCGCCCAAGACAUCACAAGACGACGCAUGGCGUCCGAUGAUGCUUCUGGGUAGACGAUUUUUACCAUCUUACAACAGCAGCAGCAGCGUAGCCCGGAAGUGUUGGAUGGAGGUUUUCUGCGUUUUAUUGUUUUGUGAAAGAUUGUGCGGAGGUUUCGUGUCAGAGAGAGGAGGCAGUUCAGCAGAGAAUUGGCGGUGAUGACUACUUCACCAUCAAUUCGAAAUCAGACGCAAGCAAGAACAUCCUGUCCGCCAUUGAAAUCUUCAUUUAUUGUUAUUGUUUUGUUAAUUUUUGCAUACAUUGAGUAAUGCGUAGUGUAUUGUUUUUAGGCUAGCCGAAGGAGCUUUGAUAGCGAAAUUUAUGAGAAAUGGACAUUUAUAUUCAUCAGCAGAUUGAUAUGGAACAAACGAAGCAUUAUUGAGAGAAAAAGAUAAUAUUAAUUGAUUUGUAGAAUCGGAUCCAUUGUAGGUGGUAGUGAGCGAAAGCGAUCGAUUUAAAAAAUGAAAAAGAUAAAAUGGAACGAACUCACCACCGCCGCUGUAAAAGCAUCAGAUUAAAUGAUAUAAGUGAAGCAAAUUAUCAUAGAAAAUCAAAUAUUUGACAAAAAGCAAAUAGCGAUUUAUUUCAAUUGUAAAUGUUUUGUAUGAAGGAAAAUUAGCCAAAUACAUGGAAAAUGGUGAAUUAUCCGGAAAUUAAUAGGUGUGUGUUAAGCAAAGAAAAAAACUGAUAACAUCAAUAUCGACAUAACAACAAAAAUUGUACUGUAUUUUGAUGGCGAAAUGAACUGUCUAUAAACAGCAAGAUUGAUAAACAAUAGAUGGAAAACAAUUGAUCAAGAAGUAUUCGUAUAUAAAGCAAACUGCAACUAAAGCAAAUUGUUCUAAGUAACCAUUGAUAACACGGAAGUAUAUAUUUAAUAAUAGAUAAUUGCUGGAGACAUGCAAACAAAGUAAUAAACAAAAUUUUAAAUUAUUUCUGUUAACUUAUUAUAACAUGAGGAAGUAAUAAAAAAUAAAUAAAAAAUACGCAAAAAAAAUAACUUAACUAGUGAAAAUAUUAAGAAUUUAAGGUACUGUGUUUAACAUAUAAGAUAAAAACAACAAAAAAAUAUCACUCUUUAAUAAUUAAUGAAUUGAAUAUAAUUUUAAAAAAAUCAAGCAGAGAUUUGUUGUAAGGAUCGUUAAGCAGAAAAUAUAUAUAUUUAAUAAGAAAACAAAACUAGAGAUCAGCAGCUAUAUGAUAAGAUAAGAGAAGAUCACCCUUCUUGGUAGAACCAUCAAGGUGAAACGCGAAAGAAAAGAAAACUGAUAGUUUUAAGGACUAUGAAGCCGCUUCAAGGAGCGAAAAGAAAUGGUAGCAGCAGAAAUAAGGCAUGCACAAAAUUAAAGCGAACAUAAAAAUAUAUUUGCUUGAGCCGCAGAAGAAUGAAACGAAACCCUUUCAGACCCACACGCUAACAGUAAUGAAAGGAAAGUGUGUAUCAGAGCGUCAUAUCGAACAAAAAACCAAUCAAACAUUACGUAUAAUCCUAAACAUCACUGAGAACCGAAUCAAUUUUAUAUAUCCAUAGUAGGUAGUGUUCUAGCAUACAAUUGUAUCAGUCAUCCAUACUGUAGCAGAACGAGUCGGAACCAUCCGUGAUUAUUCAUUGAAGCGCUGCGCAACGCAAGGUCCGAAUAUUGAACGAUAGAUACAAGCCAAGUUCCUGCAGAGAGCGGGAGUUAUGAGUGGCUUCCCCAAACCAUAUAUCCAGCCAAAAUGGUGCUUUGAAGGGAUACCUGACGUGUAUUUCCUUCCGUCGCAGCUUAUUGCGCAACGUUAGCCCUGCCCACUUUUGCGAGAAAUUGUAAAAAGAAGGGCACAUUCAGUUUCGUUCCAGUAGCCGUGCGAUACAAAUCUAUAAUUUGGGACACCAGUUUCUUCUAUAGCGAAUUGGAGAUGAAUAUAAGAUUUUAUUCGAAGCGGUAAUUAACAGGUUUUUAAAGCUGUUGUCCUACUUAUCAUGUUCUAAUAUUUGUAUUAGUGACGCCAAGGUGGCUAUGAAUAUUAAAUAUGAUUUGAAUAUUUAUGCAACCCUUUUUCGGAUUUUGCAUAUCUUUUGAUUUCUAUCCUCAUUCUUCAAAUAAUACCUCUUUGUAUUAGCGGAGUCUUGUGAUUAGAAACGAUAAGCUAAUCAAUUAUUUAAAUAGCCGCAUUAUGUGUUUCAGAACAUUCUAGCUAAAAUCGCAUUGGUACCUUUUCUUUAUUUUUAGGAACUAUAAUUGGCUUAUAAUUAUCAUAAAACAACACAUUUUGACUUGAACAAGUUGAUCUCUCAUUUGAGUUACACUGAUUUGACAUUCAAUAGGCUCACAACUAUUGAGAACGGUGAGCUGACUUCGUUAAUGAAUAUAAUCGUUUAUUACACUUUUCCAUAGUAUUGCAUUACUAUAGAAGCUUGAACACUAGCUUGUGUCAUGCCAGACUGAAACGGUUUCAAAUUGUUUACCAAGUUAGUCACAUGUUAGCGAUUCGUAGUACUAGAUUCAAUAUAUUCAAAAUCAAUCGUGAAAUAUUCACCAGAUUUGUGAUAAAAAAUUUCCUUAUUCAGCGCUAGUAGUCUGCAAAGAUGCCCUCGGCGCUUUCGGAUCUCAUUUAAAUCAACCUGCUUAUAUUAUUUCUGAACAUCGUUCUAGUACUACUAAAUCAUAAACGUAAACACAACACACCACAGACACACACAUAACCGCUAUCGUAAUCACCUUCCACGUAGAUGUAGACGAACCUCUCCGUAACGGCUCGUGAACUGAUCCGGCGCAGGUUUAUCCGGUAGCAUGGAACAACACUCUUCUAUUACCACUAAUGCGUGUAAAAUGGAACCCAACUCUUUCGAGCAUAUUUCGCCUGUGCAAAGUGUAGACUUUUCGUACUUUUUGGAGAGAUAUAUAACAUGAGCUUACACAUACACGUGUAUUUUUUAUCCUUGUAAGACAAUAUAUACAAAACCACAAAAAGCAUCCACAAGCAACAUAUAAUCUACUACUACUAUUAAACUACGACAAACAAGAAAAUGCGCCACACGUUCACAAUCACGAGGGAUGUCCUUAUGUAGCACCUACCACCAUCACACCACUAGCUGAAAUCGUAUAAAUGAAAAAAUGUUAAUCAUCAAACUCGUUGCACUCUAGAAGCAAGCAUAUUUUAAAAAGAUAAACCGAAGCGUCCAGCCAGCCAAACGGCUUUACUACUACCUAUCUUCACUCGUUUAGUUUAAGAUUAUACUUCGUAGAAAAUGCUGGACAUUUUCGUUCGUCUUCUGCAAAAGGGCACAAACAGCAACAGUAAUUUUUUUUUGACUCCACCCGUGCACCUGCCUGACAGAUCAUGUUAUGAUGAAAAUAAAUCAUUUGAUUAUACAAAUUCGAACAAAAUUGUAAAAAAACUAAAAGUUACAACCAACUAAAUACCCGUUAAGAGAACAGCACUGAAAGGAAGGGAAAACGGACCCGACACGUAUUUCUCGUAGUACAUGUAAAAACAUGAAAAUCAAAGGAAUCAGCCAUAUAUAUAUAUAUGUAUCUCGGAACUACCCAAGAAAGAAACGAACUUUCUUCAAUGUUCAUAAUGAAACAGUGUACAGUGUGUACAUCUUCAGCAGAAACUCGAAACUCGGUUCAUAAUAAGGUUUUAAUUUGUGAUUUAUUUUACCUUAAAUAGAAGCAAACAAGGAAGCUUACAUUGCCCCAUAAAUAUAUAUAUGAUAAACUUAUGUACGCAAUUAUCGCAAAUAGCGAACAAAAAUAAUAAUGGAUACAAGAGGAAAGCAAAAAAGUCAAAUACUAACAAAAUAAAUAACACAUAUAAGAUUUAUUUUACCCCCUUCCAGACGAAUGCAAUUAAACACCCUAGAUAGGUUUGAAUAAGAGUUGUUACAUUUAUCAAUUUGUUUUUUGCUUUUAAUUUGGUUUUCCACUUUCCCUUUUUACGCAUUAUUAUACUAACGAUUUACUAAUUUUGAACGUUUUAUCGAAAUCUAACAAUGAAAAUCACAAACAAAAAAAUACAAAAAAAGGAAGUAGAUUAUGAUUUACCGAAUAAAAAGGGAAAAUAACACACCCACAGAAAGGAGCAGGAGAGAAGCACAUACACACUCAAUCAUACUGUUACUGUCUCGUUAUUGAAGGUGUCGUAUUGAAGUAGUAAAUCAGCAGAGAGAAAAAAAUCAAAUAUAACAAAACAUAAAAAAAAACUUGAA